Aspergillus lentulus is the source of this 2079-nucleotide messenger RNA. RefSeq names its product peroxisomal acyl-coenzyme A oxidase 1. Gene Ontology annotation, cellular component: peroxisome. The record is from RefSeq and is a predicted model, not a curated record. Gene Ontology annotation, molecular function: fatty acid binding; FAD binding; acyl-CoA oxidase activity. NCBI's taxonomy places the organism in Eukaryota, Fungi, Ascomycota, Eurotiomycetes, Eurotiales, Aspergillaceae. Gene Ontology annotation, biological process: fatty acid beta-oxidation using acyl-CoA oxidase; lipid homeostasis.
AUGCCUUCUCCUCCUCCCGAAUGGGUCAAGGCCCUGACGCCUUCGAGCCCGCAGGGUACCGACCUGCUCAAGCAGGAGCGUGCCCAGUCCAAUGUCGAAGUCGACAAGCUUGCAGAGUUCCUACAUACUAAAGCCUUCCUGGAGAAGCAGCAGCGCUUUCUUGAGCUUCUCUCGUCCGAGAAGGUCUUCGACAAGUCCCAGAUGCACUCGCAGGGUCGUCCUGAGCGGAUCCAGCGGGCAUUGGCCAAGGGUAAGCGGCUGCAGCAGUUGAAGGAGAAAUACAACUGGUCGACCGAGGAUUACCACUUUGCCAGUGAGAUGAUUGGAGAGCCUACUCCUUAUGGCCUCCAUGCCAGCAUGUUCUUGGUGACUCUCCGCGAACAAUGCACCCCCGAACAGAAGAAGCUCUUCCUCGAACCCGCCGAAAAGUAUCAGAUCAUCGGUUGCUACGCACAAACAGAAUUGGGACACGGAUCGAACGUGCGUGGUCUGGAGACCACUGCUACAUGGAACCCUGAGGACAAGACCUUCACCAUCCACUCGCCUUCCCUUACAGCAUCCAAGUGGUGGAUCGGAUCCCUCGGACGCACCGCCAACCAUGCGGUGGUGAUGGCGCAGUUGUUCAUUGCUGGCAAGAACUACGGUCCUCAUCCAUUCAUCGUCCAGAUCCGUGAUCUCGAGACGCAUCAGCCAUUGGAGAAUAUCUACGUGGGUGACAUUGGACCCAAGUUUGGUUACAACACCAUGGACAAUGGUUUCCUCCUCUUCAACAACGUCAAGAUCCCUCACAUCAACAUGCUUGCCCGCUUCUCCCGCGUAGACAAGGAGACGAAUAAGUACAUGCGCCCCGCGUCGCCAUCCCUAGUAUUUGGCACCAUGACCUGGGUGCGCUCCAACAUCGUCCUGCAGGCCGGUUCCGUGCUGGCCCGCGGUGUCACCAUCGCCACUCGCUACUGUGCGGUCCGCCGACAGUUCCAGGACCGCGACGCCAAGGCGGACGCGGGCGAGACCCAGGUGCUCAACUACAAGAUGGUGCAGAUUCGUCUGCUGCCGCUGCUGGCGGCCAUGUAUGCUCUGCACUUUACCGGCCGGGGCAUGAUGCGUCUGUACGACGAGAACCAGAACAAGCGCGCCGCCGCCGAAGCCGGACAGGACAAGCGCGGUGCGGCUCCCGAAGCCCUCCGUGCCGGGUCGGAUCUGCUGGCUGAUCUGCACGCUACUUCUUGUGGUCUGAAGGCGCUGGCCAGUACCACCGCCGGUGAAGGGCUGGAGAUCUGCCGUCGCGCCUGUGGUGGCCACGGAUACAGCAGCUACAGCGGUAUCGGACCAUACUAUUCCGACUAUCUUCCGACUUUGACUUGGGAGGGUGACAACUACAUGCUCACCCAGCAGGUUGCCAGAUACCUCCUCAAAUCCGCUCGUGCGGUGCUUGCCGGCAAGGGAACCGGCAACGACACCAGCCAGAUCCUCCAGGCGUACCUUGCCCGUCGCGACAAGGGUGCCUCGUUCGACAUCCUCGAGGUGGACAGCGACAUUGUGGCCGCGUUCGCCUGGCGCACAGCCCACCUCACCUUUGAGGCUCUCAAGCACAGGGAUCUCGAGAAGCGGUCAUGGAACAGUCUGCUAGUGGACUUUUGGCGUCUGUCCACGGCCCACUCCCAGUACCUGGUGGUCAAGAACUUUUACGAGGCGGUGUCGUCACCCGAGCUGGCCGCCAAUCUCGGCCCGGAGACGACCAAGAUCAUGCACAACCUGUUCCGCCUGUACGCUCUGCACACGCUGGAGCGCGAGGCGGCCGAGUUCUUCUCCUCUGGCGCCGUGACCGUCCGCCAGAUCACUCUGACCCGCACCAACGCGGUGAUGAAGCUGCUGGACGAGAUCCGACCUCACGCAGUCCGCCUGGUGGAUGCCUGGAAGAUCCCUGACUGGCAGCUGGACAGCAGUCUGGGCCGAUACGACGGUGACGUAUACCCUGAUCUGUUCAACCGCGCCAGCCAGAACCCUGUCAACGAUCUGGUGUUUGACCCGUACCCAUGGAACGAGGCGGUGCUGAAGAACGCACCCAAGAGCAAGCUUUAA